Molecule: messenger RNA, 1485 nt
Organism: Diaporthe amygdali
Lineage: Eukaryota; Fungi; Ascomycota; Sordariomycetes; Diaporthales; Diaporthaceae
Product: kynurenine 3-monooxygenase
Exons: 3
Coding region: 1-1485 (494 amino acids)
Biological process (GO): NAD+ metabolic process; L-tryptophan catabolic process; quinolinate biosynthetic process
Cellular component (GO): mitochondrial outer membrane
Molecular function (GO): FAD binding; kynurenine 3-monooxygenase activity; NAD(P)H oxidase H2O2-forming activity
Source: RefSeq, a predicted model, not a curated record
AUGUCGUCAACCAAGGUCGUUGUUGUCGGAGCCGGACCUGUCGGCUCACUAGCAGCCCUGUAUGCAGCACAAAGAGGCUACGAGGUUGAGAUCUACGAGCUCAGAAAUGAUUUGAGAGAUCCUUCAACGGUACCAUUGAACUUCACCAAAUCCAUCAACCUGGCACUUUCAGUACGUGGCAUAACUGCUAUGCAAAAUGCAGAGCCAAAUACCCCUGAAGGAGAACGCAAACUCUUGGACCAUGUCCUGGCCGCCACCAUUCCGAUGAGAGGCCGCAUGAUCCACGGCAGGAAAGCAAAUGGAGAGUUGUACGAGGAGGCACAAGAUUAUGACGUCCACGGACGUACAAUUUUCGCUGUAGACCGCGGCGGCCUGAACAAGCGCCUCCUCGACGUGCUCGAGAGCAUGCCAAACGUCAAAUUCUUCUUCAACCACAAGCUCACAGGCGCAGACUUCCGCAAGCGCAAGGCCUGGUUCGAGCACAAAGACGGCUCCUCCGAGAGCCGGCCAAGGGAGACCGAGAUCGAGUUCGACUUUAUGAUCGGCGCCGACGGCGCUCACUCCUCCGUCCGGUAUCACAUGAUGAAGUUCACGCGCCUGGACUACGAGCAGCGGUACAUCGAUGCACAGUGGUGCGAGUUCCAGAUCCAGCCCAGGGAGCACUUCGACGCCGCCAACCCGAUGAGCCAGUUCCGCAUCAGCCCGAACCACCUGCACAUCUGGCCCGGAAAGGAGUUCAUGUUCAUCGCGAUCCCGUCCGAGGACGGCACCUUCACGUGCACGCUAUUUGCACCGGGGGACAAGUACGCGCACCUCGAGGCCAACCCGGCCAACGUUCCGGCCUUCUUCGACAAAUACUUCCCCGGCGUGACCGACCUCAUCUCCCCAGCAGAACUGGUCGACAGCUUCCAGCAGAACCCCCACCUGCCGCUUAUCACCAUCAAAUGCAAACCGCACCACUUCUCGUCCUCCGUCGUACUGGUCGGUGAUGCCGCACACGCCAUGGUGCCAUUCUACGGCCAGGGCAUGAACGCUGGCUUGGAAGAUGUGCAGACCCUCUUCUCAUUCCUGGACAAGCACGCUGGCGGGGACCGGGCCGCGGCUCUGGAUGAGUACACCGCCCACAGAGUACCCGACGCACACAGUAUAAACGACCUCGCGCUGCAGAAUUACGUUGAGAUGCGUGCCAGCGUAUUGAGCCCCACGUAUAGGUUGAGGAAGUUCCUGGAGGAGAGUCUAAGCAAGUAUCUGCCCAGUCUGGGCUGGCAGACCAAGUACAGCCGAGUGUCAUUCAGCAACGAGAGGUACUCGGAGGUCAUCGCAAGGAGUGACUACCAGGGCAAGAUUUUGAUGAGAGUCUUUGGUGCCACGGUCGGAAUACCCUUGGUGGCUGGUGGUGCAAUGCUGUGGUUCAGAUAUCGCAGGGUAAUCGAGACUGGGGUGAAGGUGGCGAUCGAGUGGGUGGUAAACACUGUCGGCCGAUAA